This is a messenger RNA of Rhincodon typus (whale shark), 2355 nucleotides long. It is a transcript of the gene slc3a1, whose product is annotated as solute carrier family 3 member 1. Lineage: Eukaryota; Metazoa; Chordata; Chondrichthyes; Orectolobiformes; Rhincodontidae. The record is from RefSeq and is a predicted model, not a curated record. Gene Ontology annotation, biological process: amino acid transport; carbohydrate metabolic process. The transcript has 10 exons. Bases 42 to 2156 code for a protein of 704 amino acids.
UACACAAAUAAAAAGUGUGAUUGCAAAGCAAGGCAUUUAAGAUGUCUUUUGACACAAAUCAAACCAAUCUUGAGAAUACGGAUCUGAGAGAGGAAAAAGGUAAUACCAACCGAGCUUUUGAAGAAGAUGAAAGCCAAGAAAGAAGAUCUUGCAGAAUAAGUGAAUUCAGUGAAGGCACUAAACCUAAAGAGGAGCCUGAUAAUACUUUGAAUAUACAUUGUGACAAGGAAGACCAACUGAGCAUGUAUGAUGAAGCUGGACCCUACGCGGGAAUGCCAAAAGAGGUCUUAAUGUGCUAUUCUAAUCAAUUACGUUACAGGCUGCCAAGAGAAAUUAUUUUCUGGCUCAUCCUGGCAGCCACACUUGCUCUGGUAGCCUGCACUAUCACCAUCAUUGCCUUGUCGCCCAAGUGUUUGGACUGGUGGCAAGCCAGCCCAAUCUACCAGAUCUACCCAAGAUCCUUCAAAGACUCUGAUGGGAAUGGUAUUGGAGAUCUGAAUGGCAUUAAAGAAAAAUUGGAUUACUUUGUUUAUUUAAACAUUAAAGCUAUCUGGUUAAGUCCAGUGUACAAGUCUCCAAUGAAAGAUUUUGGGUAUGAUGUGGAAGAUUUUGAAGAAAUCGAUCCAAUUUUUGGAACAAUGGAAGAGUUUGACAACCUCUUAGAAGCUGUCCAUGACAGAGGUUUGAAAUUGAUCAUGGAUUUCAUUCCAAAUCAUACUAGUGACAAACACCGCUGGUUUCAGCUUAGCCGGAAUCGAACAGGAAAAUACACUAAUUACUAUAUCUGGGUCGACUGUAAACAUGAACUGAACAAAACCACCAACCCCAACAACUGGGUUAGUUUAUUUGGAUACUCUGCCUGGCAGUUUGAUGAGGUUCGAGGACAAUGUUACUUACAUCAGUUCUUGAAGGAACAACCAGAUUUGAAUUACAGAAAUGUUGAUGUGCAAGAAGAAAUGAAAAAUGUAUUACGAUUUUGGCUGAAGAAGGGGGUUGAUGGUUUCAGAGUGGAUGCAGUCAAGUAUCUUCUAGAAGCUGAAAGCUUAAGAAAUGAACCUCAAGUCAACUUAACGCAGCAUCCGAAUACUAUUACAUCAUAUGAUGAGCUCUAUCAUGAUUACACAGCCACACAAGUGGGCAUGCAUGAUAUUGUCCGUGGCUGGCAACACAUUUUGGAAGAGUUUAGUAGAGAACCUAGCAGAUACAGAUUUCUAAUGACUGAAUCCUAUGACAAUGAAGAGAUUUAUAAGACUAUGAUGUACUAUGGAACACCUAUACAACAAGAAGCUAACUUUCCCUUUAACUUCUAUCUUAUUGAUCUCUAUAAAGAGAUGUCAGGAAAUGGAGUAUUUAAAAUUGUAGAUUAUUGGAUGCGCAAUAUGCCUGCAGGAAAAUGGCCAAACUGGGUGGUAGGAAAUCAUGACAAUUCUCGCAUUGCAUCUCAUGUUGGUGCAAUGUACGUUAACGUCAUUAAUAUGCUUCUGCUGACUCUUCCUGGAACUCCUACUAUUUAUUACGGAGAAGAAUUAGGAAUGGAGAAUAUUAUUGCAUCUGAAGAUGAGAUUCAAGAUCCUUUUGGGAAAUUUGAUCCAACAGCAAAUCGAGAUCCACAGCGCUCACCCAUGCAAUGGGAUAGCAGUGAUAAUGCUGGCUUCAGUACAGCAAACAAAACCUGGCUUCCUGUCAACCCAAAUUAUGUUACAGUAAAUGUUGAAGUUGAAAAGGAUCAACAAAACUCUACCUUGACCUUGUUCCGUGAACUGAGCUUUCUUCGCCAGAAUGCACUGUCCAUUCAUAGAGGAUGGAUGUGUUACAUAUGGAACGAUACAGACAUAUUUGCAUAUGUGAGAGAACUCGACGGUUUGAAUUCAGUCUUUUUGAUUGUACUAAAUUUUGGUAAUGCUUCAGAAGUAAACCUGGCAAGCAAAGUUUCAUAUCUUCCCAAGGAAGCAAAUGUGAGACUCAGUACCGACAUUAAUAAAAUUGGAAAUAAAGUUCAAACAGCUUCAGUAAUAACUAGUUCUGGUGAAGGACUUGUACUGGAAUACAAAACAAGCAAUCCAGUUCACACUAAGGCAGAAUUCAAAGACAGGUGCUAUAUUUCACAGAAAGCAUGUUAUUUGAAUACAUUGGACAUACUUUAUAAGAAUUGCUGAACUAUUAAAACAAAUUUAAAAGAUGUUCCAAAAAUGUAUUAAUCAAUAUAUAUUCAAUUAAUGUAGUGCACAAAAGAACAAACAACCACUUAAUGAAAUAUUAAUGAAAUAAUAAGAACUUAACCAUUGAUCUGUGAGCAAAUUGCACAUCAAUAAAACUACUGUUUACUUUCAGCAUGCAACAUUAAACAUUUUUCAU